Messenger RNA from Asparagus officinalis (garden asparagus), 3004 nucleotides. RefSeq names its product sucrose synthase 2. The record is from RefSeq and is a predicted model, not a curated record. Gene Ontology annotation, molecular function: sucrose synthase activity. Gene Ontology annotation, biological process: sucrose metabolic process. Lineage: Eukaryota; Viridiplantae; Streptophyta; Magnoliopsida; Asparagales; Asparagaceae. The transcript is spliced from 17 exons. The coding region runs from base 348 to 2795 and encodes 815 amino acids.
UUCUCUUCAGUCCCCAAUGGUUACCUAAUUCACCAUCAUCAUUUUCUAGAAGCUAUUUCUCUCUCUUUCUCCAACUCUCCUAAAGUUCUAUUUAAAGGGGUCCCUUCUCCUCUCGUUUCUCAUUGCAUUCGUCCGUUGCUUAAUCCCCCCCGUUCAUUAUUUCAUUUACUUUGUUUCUCUUGCUCUCUUUGCUCCAUUCGGUUUUGGUUUGGUGAUCCUUGAGAGAUAUUAGGUCUGAAGUUGAAUUGCAUCGCAGUCAAAAAUCAGAACUUUACUGACAAGCUUGAUAAAUCAUCAAAGUUUGGUUCAUCUUUGUGCGGCUUGAAGUUGGAAAGAAGAAGCCAGCCAUGGGUGAUCGCGCUUUGACUCGCGUCCACAGUGUUCGAGAGCGUGUAGGAGAUAGCCUCUCUGCUCACACUAAUGUAUUGGUUGCCCUCUUCUCAAGGCUUGUUAACCAAGGAAAGGGUAUGCUCCAACCCCAUCAACUGUUAGCUGAAUACGAAGCCGUGAUAUCUGAAGAAGAGAGGAAGAAGCUGAAGGAUGGGGCUUUUGAAGAUGUCAUCAGAGCAGCACAGGAAGGGAUAGUCAUACCUCCAUGGGUUGCUCUUGCUAUUCGCCCUAGGCCUGGAGUCUGGGAAUAUGUGAGACUAAACGUUAACGAACUUCGAGUAGAGGAACUCACAGUGCCUGAAUACUUGCAGUUUAAGGAACAACUUGUCGAAGAAAACCCUGAUAAUAAUUUUGUAUUGGAAUUGGAUUUUGAGCCCUUCAAUGCUUCAUUCCCUCGUCCUUCACUGACGAAGUCUAUUGGUAAUGGAGUCCAGUUCCUUAACCGUCACCUCUCUUCCAAAUUGUUCCAUGACAAGGAAAGCAUGUAUCCACUGCUUAACUUUCUUAGGCAGCACCACUAUAAUGGAACUACAAUGAUGCUGAACGAUAGAAUUCAAAGCCUGAGUGCUCUUCAGUCUACAUUAAGGAAGGCAGAAAAGUAUCUUUUGAGCAUUCCACAAAACACACCAUACUCUGAUUUCACCCACAGAUUUCAAGAGCUUGGCCUGGAAAAAGGUUGGGGUGACACAGCUAAACGUUCAUAUGACACAAUUCAUCUGCUACUCGAUCUUCUCGAGGCCCCUGAUCCUUGUACCUUAGAGAAAUUUCUUGGCACCAUUCCAAUGGUCUUUAAUGUUGUCAUCCUUUCUCCUCAUGGAUACUUCGCUCAAGCUAAUGUUUUGGGCUACCCCGAUACUGGUGGCCAGGUUGUUUACAUUUUGGAUCAAGUUCGUGCCUUAGAAGAAGAGAUGCUUCUUAGAAUUAAGCAGCAGGGUCUCAAUAUCACACCUAAAAUUCUAAUUGUGACGAGAUUGCUUCCCGAUGCUGUGGGGACCACCUGUGGCCAGCGACUUGAAAAGGUUCUUGGAACUGAGCAUACACAUAUUCUUCGAGUUCCAUUUAGAUCGGAGAAAGGAAUUCUUCGCAAGUGGAUUUCACGUUUUGAGGUGUGGCCUUACCUCGAGACCUAUACCGAGGAUGUUGCAAAUGAGUUGGCUCGAGAGUUGCAGGCGACCCCAGAUUUGAUUAUUGGAAACUAUAGUGAUGGAAAUAUCGUUGCAUCUCUCUUGGCACACAAGUUAGGAGUUACUCAGUGUACUAUAGCUCAUGCGUUGGAAAAAACAAAGUAUCCAAACUCAGAUAUUUACUGGAAGAAAUUUGAGAACCAGUACCAUUUCUCCUGCCAAUUUACAGCUGAUCUCUUCGCCAUGAAUCACACCGAUUUCAUCAUUACAAGCACCUUCCAAGAGAUUGCCGGAAAUAAGGAUACAGUUGGUCAAUACGAAUCCCACACCGCCUUCACUCUUCCUGGUUUAUACCGAGUAGUUCAUGGAAUUGAUGUCUUUGAUCCAAAGUUCAAUAUUGUCUCUCCUGGUGCUGACAUGUCCAUCUACUUCCCUUACUAUGAGGAGAGCAGGAGGCUGACAUCUCUUCACGCAGAAAUUGAAGAGCUCCUCUUUAGUUCUGUCGAGAAUGCUGACCACAAGUUUGUGCUGAAGGACAGGAACAAGCCCAUAAUCUUUUCAAUGGCAAGAUUGGAUCGCGUUAAAAACAUAACGGGUUUGGUUGAGUUGUUUGGUAGGAACCAACGGCUCAGAGAGCUAGUUAACCUUGUAGUGGUGGCUGGUGACCAUGGCAAGGAGUCUAAGGAUAAGGAAGAGCAAGCAGAGUUGAAGAAGAUGUAUAGUCUCAUUGAGGAGUACAAGUUGGAUGGUUCGAUCCGUUGGAUCUCUGCUCAGAUGAAUCGGGUUAGAAAUGGAGAACUGUAUCGAUAUAUCUGUGAUACUAAAGGGGCCUUUGUACAGCCGGCGUUCUAUGAAGCAUUUGGACUCACAGUUGUCGAGGCCAUGACAUGCGGUUUACCCACAUUCGCAACGUCCCAUGGUGGGCCCGCAGAGAUAAUAGUCCACGGAGUUUCAGGCUUCCACAUUGAUCCGUACCAAGGCGACAAGGCUGCUGAGCUCCUUGUGGACUUCUUUGAGAAAUGCAAUCAAGAUCCAACCCACUGGGAGAAAAUCUCUAAAGGAGGCCUUAAACGUAUCGAAGAAAAGUAUACUUGGAAGUUGUACUCUGAGAGGCUAAUGACAUUGGCUGGUGUUUAUGGAUUCUGGAAGUAUGUCUCCAAUCUUGACCGUAGAGAGACACGUCGUUAUCUUGAGAUGUUCUAUGCCCUCAAAUACCGCAACUUGGCACGAUCGGUUCCUUUGGCUGUUGAUGGAGAGAGCGCGAUGAACGGAACCAAAUAAAAGAGAGAGAGAGAGAGAGGCGAGCUCUGUAGUUUGUUUGGCUGUUAGGGUUAAAAGAUUUUCUUCGCUCAAUUGUAUUUUUCAUUGUUCCUUCGCACGAGCUCGAUUUGUUAUCUGAUUGAAGACAGUUUGGUGCUUUCUUGAUGUUAUUGUGGCGGCAUAAGGCUUCAAUGCCAAAGUAUUUGCAAUUUAAAAUCUGUCGUUUCCUA